This is a messenger RNA of Dipodomys ordii (Ord's kangaroo rat), 1484 nucleotides long. RefSeq names its product centrosomal protein 57kDa (gene Cep57). The transcript is spliced from 11 exons. Gene Ontology annotation, molecular function: microtubule binding; gamma-tubulin binding; identical protein binding. The coding region runs from base 413 to 1360 and encodes 315 amino acids. The record is from RefSeq and is a predicted model, not a curated record. Gene Ontology annotation, cellular component: centrosome. NCBI's taxonomy places the organism in Eukaryota, Metazoa, Chordata, Mammalia, Rodentia, Heteromyidae.
UAUUUUUCAGAACAUCAUAGCUCAGCCAUCAAGAUCUAAUGGAAGUGUGGUUCACCAUUCUUCAUCUCCAUAUGUGCUGUACCCACCUGACAAGCCUUUCCUUAACAGUGAUCUGCGACGCUCUCCGCAUAAGCCCACACUUGCCUAUCCAGAGAGCAACAGCAGAGCCAUAUUUUCAGCUUUGAAGAAUCUUCAAGAUAAGAUUCGACGCUUAGAGCUUGAACGGAUUCAGGCAGAAGAAAGUGUGAAAACAUUGUCUAGAGAAACAAUUGAAUAUAAGAAAGUACUGGAUGAACAGCUACAAGAAAGGGAAAACUCAAAGAAUGAAGAGUCAAAGCACAAUCAAGAGCUGACAUCUCAGUUGUUAGCUGCCGAAAAUAAAUGUAAUCUUUUAGAAAAACAAUUGGAGUACAUGAGGAAUAUGAUUAAGCAUGCGGAAAUGGAGAGGACCUCAGUCUUAGAGAAGCAGGUUUCCCUGGAAAGAGAGCGGCAGCAAGAUCAAACACAUGUUCAGAACCAGCUUGAAAAGCUGGAUCUUCUGGAACAGGAGUAUAACAAACUCACCACGAUGCAGGCCCUUGCUGAGAAAAAAAUGCAAGAGUUGGAAGCAAAACUCCAUGAAGAAGAAGAAGAAAGAAAACGUAUGCAAGCAAAGGCAGCUGAGUUGCAGACUGGUCUUGAGACAAACAGACUGAUCUUUGAAGAUAAGGUAUCUUCAUCUUCAUGUGUUCCCAGUACAAAAAAAGUUAAAAAAAAAAAGGCAAAACCAGCAGAUAAGAAAGGUCCUAGGAACUAUUUUGGCACACAACCACAUUAUAGAUUAAGCUUGGGUGAUAUGCCGUUUGUUGCUGGAAAGUCUACCAGUCCUAGCCAUGCCGUGGUAGCCAACGUGCAGCAUGUCUUACAUCUCAUGAAGCAGCACAGCAAAGUGCUGUGCAAUGAUCGGGUGAUCAACAGCGUUCCUCUGGCAAAGCAAGUGUCUUCGAGGGGUUGUAAGAGUAAGAAGUUGAUGGCGCCACCCUCCUCCAGCAGCAUCAGUGAAGAGCUAUCUGAAGUCUUACAGACUUUGCAGGAUGAAUUUGGGCAAAUGAGCUUUGAUCACCAGCAGCUUAUAAAACUCGUCCAGGAGUCACCAACUGUGGAGUUGAAAGACAACUUAGAGUGUGAGCUGGAGGCUCUCGUGGGGAGAAUGGAAGCAAAAGCCAGCCAGAUAACUAAAGUUCGAAAAUACCAAGCCCAGCUGCAGAAACAGAAGACGGAUAAGCAGAAGAAGGAAUCCAAAGCUAACAGAAAGACUCUGGAAGAAGAAGGAAACAGCAGCAACCGUUCCCCCGGAGUCACAGGGACCACAAUUUUCUGAUGGGGUUUGCAACACCACUGAAUUGACAAGUGAGACCCAAUGGAGGUGAGAAACUGCUCUGGUGAUAUGGUAAAUAUUUCUUCUGUCUCAACCACCAUUUCAACCAUUAAACUUCUAUUACCUA